GAGAGGCACCGCGACCUGGACUGCUGCUUCUGCUUCCCCGCCCCCAGCACAUCCAUUCAUCCAGUCGGAUAAACACUCUCUCCUGCUGACACUGUUACAACAUGUGAAAGACAACCCGUGAACGUUUCGACGAGCAGUUGGCGCUGUAGGUCUUUGGGGGAAUUUAACGGGAUACUUUCGAUAAACUACAGAGGGAGCUCCCAAACUCACCGCGGAUAAGAUGAGCAGCGUCUGCCUCACUCUCCACGUGCUGCUGUUGUGCGGAUUGCUCCGGGCACAGCAGCUACUGCUGCCCGGCUCCUGCAACUUUGAGCUGGGCACCUGCGGCUACAUAUCAGACCCAGAGUACGGCAGCUGGAGCAUGAAUGAAGAAGGGCAUUUGAUAACAGUGGACUCAGCCUCUUUACGAGACCAGGAGCAGGCGGUUCUCAUCAGUCCAGUUCUGGACCAGCAGGAAUGGAGCUGUGUGAGGCUUGUGUACCAGAUCACUGGACGGAGUUCCCUGCAGCUCCACCUCAGACCUGAUGGUGAUAACUUUGACUACCGCCUCUGGAAUGCCAACAAAGCCUCUGACAGCUGGCUCAUUGCUAGUGUGGACCUACCCAACACCACGAUCCCCUACCAGGUGUUGCUGGAGGGUCGACCUGAGCGUGGCUCUGGGAACAGCGUGGCCAUCUUUGAAAUCCACAUUGUUCCUGGCUACUGUAUAGAGUGUAAUUUUGAGGAGCACCACCUGUGUGGCUAUAGUAACAGCUGGAACCCAAAUGUCAACUGGUACGUUGGGGGGAGUGUGGCAAGAGAGUCUAACCACACCAACAGUAACCAGAGAGGUCACUACAUGUAUGUGGACUCUGUGUACGCCAAGCACUUCCAGGAAGUAGCCAAGCUGACCUCGCCCCUAACCACAGUGUCUAUUGCUGGCUGCCUGUCCUUCUACUACCACAGAGACCAGGAGAGGGGAAACAUCUUUACAGUUUUCACCAGAGACCAGCUGGGACACUAUGAGGAGAUCUGGAGGCCGGAGGUGUACACUACUGCUGGUUGGACUGCAGUCAGCGUUGACAUCAAGGCCCCACACCCCCUUGAGGUGGUGUUUGAGGUGGCUUUUAACAGUGCUAGAGGAGGAUAUGUGGCCAUAGAUGACAUCUCCUUUUCUCCUGAGUUCUGCCACAUUGACACAGAGCCGACCUUUGACCCCUCUAUAGCCAACUGUGACUUUGAAGAUGGACUGUGUCUGUACUAUCAGGAGAGAAUAGAGAGUAAGGUGUGGAGCAGAGUUUCAGUCAAGCCUAAUGCCUACAGAAUAGGAGACCAUACCACAGGAGCGGGCUGCUUCCUCCUGGCAAACACUCGUUUUACUUCAAAGCCCGGCUACAUGGGUCGCCUUCAUGGUCCCUUUUUACCAGGGAACCACAAAUACUGUCUGAGGUUCUACUACCUGCUUCAUGGAUUUAGGAAAGUGGACAAUGCUCUGGUUAUUUACAUUUAUGACGAAAACAAUGUGGCUCAAGAGAAGGUGUGGAGCCUGACUGACACCUCCAGGGCUGUAUGGACUGAGGUGGAGAUCACCUACAUGAAGCCUAUGCUGUCCAAGGUAGUGUUUGUCAGCAUAUGUAAGAACUUCUGGGAGUGUGGCCUGGUAGCCAUCGAUGACAUCACUGUAAGUCUUGGAGACUGUCAAAUGACAGCAGGCUCCCUCCCAGGCCAGUGUAAUUUUGAAGAUGGAGUCUGUGGCUACUUCCAGGAUAAGAAAGGAGACAAAGCCGACUGGCUGCGAGUCCGGGGACACACCCCCACCUCCUAUACAGGACCCAGAGGAGACCACACUACUGGGGUGGGUUACUUCAUGUACAUCGAGGCAUCGCUCAUGCGUCCGGGUCACAAAGCUCGACUGCUGACCUCUGAUCUGCGGGGCUCCUCGUCCCCUCAGUGUUUAAUCUUCUACUAUCACAUGUACGGAUCUGGCACCGGCAUACUGAGCGUGCUUCUGCGCCACAGCAGCAGAGAGAGGGACACACUGCUGUGGAGACGCCGCGGUGAGCAGAGCGUCAGCUGGAUGAGGGCUAUGGUGGACUACCAUUGUGAUGUCCGACACCAGAUUAUUUUUGAAGCCAUCCGAGGCCCAUCACUACGAAGUGAUAUUGCUAUUGAUGACAUCCAUUUUAAAAGGGGACCGUGUGAAGAUCCUGGUGACAUCACUCCAUACUCAGGCUUCUCAGAGUAUUUCAAUGAGAUUGAGAACUGAGACUGGCAGGACGUCUGUCAGUAUAAAUGUUUGGUAGUUUUUCAGAGAUGGGCUGGGUGGUUUUCAGAAGUGUGAAUGUGAACAAUGCACCAAGACAAUUUACAGAGUUAUAGAGUAAUGCUUAUGUUGCAGCCAUGACCUCCACCACACAUACUGCUGACUCUCUUCAUGUACUAGUCCAGUCAUUCUGAUGUUUGUGCUAUUAUUCAGUGUUUCUCUGACCACAGUUCAAGAUCAUGGAAUUGGGUUACACACUGGGGAGUGGUUGUGAUUCCUCCUUGUGACAACAUUAUCCAAUUACACCUCACAAUAGUCCCACCUUGUUCUCAUGACACUACAAUCCAGUGUUAUGCACAAAAAGCCAUACAGAUAUUUGUCAGUAAUGCUAGAAGUCAAUAGCUAUUUAAGUUACAAAGCACAACUGCUCUGCCAUUUUCACUCAGAGCUCGAUAGAGAUAACCAACACAUAACUGAGUGUUUGCCCAGUUGCUUUCAGUUGAAACUAAUGAGCUAGAAGCUCGCUCUAAAGCCAAACCUGAAACAUAAUUUCCUUUGGUCCUUUAAUUGUGGUGACUUACUAAAUUAUCACAAAAAAAGAGUGGCAAACAGAAGUUUAUGAUACUUACAUUUCUGGUUCAGCAAGAUAAUCCUCACAAAUAAACACCUCAUUUGUGAUUCUGAAGCCUAAAUGCCAUCUCCAAAAGUACAAAGCCAACAUUCGGCUAUAAAUGAACUAUGGUCGCAUGACUUUAAUGCCGCUGCAACAACGAGGCUGUGAAGCCACUGAUGUUCUAUAGUCUCAAAUAGCCUCUUCUUAGCAAUCGCCUUUUUUAGGACACAAAAGGACUUAUUCCAAGAGCACUCUAGGUUACAGAGAAAGAAUAUCAUACCAUAAAACUUUGAUUAAAAGCCUAGUCCCAAUUAAACAUCCAGUCCCUUUCACAAUUUACACGUUUUUACAAAUAACACAUUUUGACAAAUAACACCUGUCUCAAUUAGAGGCCUGGUCUGUUUGCCAAGCAGUUCAUUUUUGUAGAAGUUCUUCAGUUGUAUACAAGCAAGUUGUUGGCUACCUUAAUUUAUGUGUCUAUUCCUAGAUAAAAUAAACACCUCAUUUGUGAUUCUGAAGCCUAAAUGCCAUCUCCAAAAGUACAAAGCCAACAUUCAGCUAUAAAUGAACUAUGGUCGCAUGACUUUAAUGCCGCUGCAACAACGAGGCUGUGAAGCCACUGAUGUUCUAUAGUCUCAAAUAGCCUCUUCUUAGCAAUCGCCUUUUUUAGGACACAAAAGCUUCAUAAUUCACAAGUGGAGUAUUUACUGAUGUGUUUUAUCUCGUAGAACAAUAUGUGAAAAUCUCUUAAGCUUGUGUUAAACCUUAUUUCAGGCAUCAAACCAAAUCCAACUCAUUCAACAACAACAACAAAAAAAAAAACACAUCGACUUCCAGAUGAGGGAAGUGGGAGUGCUAAAAUGUUUAUUCAUUUCUGAGUUUUAGGACUUAUUCCAAGAGCACUCUAGGUUACAGAGAAAGAAUAUCAUACCAUAAAACUUUGAUUAAAAGCCUAGUCCCAAUUAAACAUCCAGUCCCUUUCACAAUUUACACGUUUUUACAAAUAACACAUUUUGACAAAUAACACCUGUCUCAAUUAGAGGCCUGGUCUGUUUGCCAAGCAGUUCAUUUUUAUAGAAGUUCUUCAGUUGUAUACAAGCAAGUUGUUGGCUACCUUAAUUUAUGUGUCUAUUCCUAGAUUACCCUGUAAGUUGGUCAUAUUCCUUUAGUCUAUAAGAAUCCUCUGAUCAAAAGAGUCCAAAGGGUUUUUCAAAAAAGCCUUAUUGGGCUUUAAGACUGUAUGGAAGAGAAGAACAUGUUGGUGCAUGGCACUGGGCCUUGACUGCUGCCAUGUGGAAACAAAGCACACAUCCAAAUAACAACACCACCAAAACAUCAGGAUUAAGCAAUACUCCUUUUAUUUGGGCUUCCACUGUUGCACUAUUGUUUGUUUGUUUGUUCACUCUGUUCUGUAUAUAUUUGUUUAUAGUGUCAGAUUUUUGAAUUUACAAAUGGAUUGAGAUUCAAGAGAUGGAAAUGUCCAGAAAUCUUCUGUUAGGAACACUUAGCUGCUUUGCUGUGGACAAGUGUAAAGUCUAAAAGUCAGUACCAUGCAACUGUGCUAAUAUUUCUCAUAUCUCAUCUCAGAAUAUAAACAAAGUUGUGCAGGUAAUUUUUUUCAUUGGAUUUCAUACAGUAUUGUUAAAUAUUAGCUCCACUGUGACAAUGGAUUUGAAUCCAGCUUCAGUCUGAAGUCACAAUCUAGGUGCUUACAGAUAUCUGACACUUUUUUUUAAAGGUAAAUCCUGUUUCAUGUGUACAUCAGUAUCUUUUUGAAGGCAUGGAUUCAGUGAGGUGCUGGAAACCUUCCCUAGAGGUUUGAUCCAUGCUGACUCAUUAGCAUCAUAGAGUUCCUGCAGACUUUUCAGCCAUACAUGCUACAGAUCUCUGCAGACUUCUGAGUGUUCUGCUGUGGAUAUACAUGUUCCUCUGUACACCACUGCGGAGCUGCUCUUGUACCUUGAUCCUUCUGUUAACCAGACUGAAUGAGGGGAGGUGGGCAGUGAGUCAGAGGUCUGGAACCAGACUAUUUCCUGUUAGCUUCCAUGCUGACCUGUACACUCAUGGUUUCUUGUUUACUCACCAUUCUGUCAGCUCCAGACACUAUAGUGCAUGAGUUUAUGGUUAUCUCCUUGACCAUGUUAGUGUGGAUAUUUUUAAUGACAUUUUUGACAAAUUAUCAAAAAAAAGAGAGAGAAAAAAAAGGCUGCAACACAAUAUGGUGUCCCACAAAUAAUGUACAUUCAAUGUAUUAAUUUAACCCUGAACUUUGACUGCUAGAACUGGUGACUAUCAGUUUUUAUAAAUUUGUCU
Epinephelus fuscoguttatus (brown-marbled grouper) is the source of this 5168-nucleotide messenger RNA. It is a transcript of the gene mamdc2a, whose product is annotated as MAM domain containing 2a. The coding region runs from base 221 to 2245 and encodes 674 amino acids. The transcript has 14 exons. NCBI's taxonomy places the organism in Eukaryota, Metazoa, Chordata, Actinopteri, Perciformes, Serranidae. Gene Ontology annotation, biological process: nervous system development. The record is from RefSeq and is a predicted model, not a curated record. Gene Ontology annotation, cellular component: membrane.